AUGAGUGAUAGCAAUAUCAGGACGAAGGAACACAAGAAGCUCGAGAAAUACCAAGGACUGGGAGAAGGGAUAGAGAGGAUGUGGAAGGUGAAGAAGAGCGCAAUCCCGGGAACGGCUAUGAUAGGACCCUCAAGCUCCCAGGCCUCUGGUAGAGGACCUGAGCUAGUAAGAGGACAAAGCCCAUCCACAGGAUGCCACAUCACACCACACACUUGCACUUUCCCUUUCUCUCGCUCCCAUCUGCCUGCUCUCUCACUCGCUCCACCAGCUUGUCGCUGGCUGUCAGUUCAUUUGCCACGGCAGAGCAACAACUGGCUUCUUUCAGUGCUGGAAGAAGAGCAGGGACGGGGAGAGCGGCGGGAAGAGUGGAAGGAAGAAGAAGAAGAAGAAGUAGAGGAGGGUAAGGAAAGGAAAUCUUUUGUUAAGCAUCCCUCCCCUCAUCCCUCUCCGGCAGUAGCAGCUGCAGCAUCGGCACCGCUGCCUCCUUCAGUAGCAACACAUCGGCCGCUGCUCCCGCUGCUGGAUGCUCCGUCUCCUGCCAGGAUCUGCCUCCACCUUCUCCUCAGGGAGCUCUUCCUGGAACUGGGAGGGGGAGGGAGAUCACCACCUCCCAGUUUGCCACGGACCCUCAGCAAGGCGAGGAAGGGAAGGAGGAUUUUAGAAGAGGUGCAUGAGGAGAGCAGAGGAGAGGCAACACCCUGGGUUACAGGAGUGCAGGGAGGAGAACAGGGGGAGGAAACAGGGCCCCCAUCAGCCUCCAACUCCUCCUUCCCAGAUCUCGCUGCGCUCGGACAGGGCCGAGCUGAAGGAGCAGCAGCGACGGGGGGGAACCAUCGCCGCUGCAUCGGGCCUUCCGGGGGAUGCGGGUGGUGCUGCCAGGCUGUAGUCCAGAGGAGCCAUUGAUGGAGCCUUGCCUCACACUGCAGCGAGGCGUCUUCAAUCAAUGCACUGCCCCAC
This is a messenger RNA of Archocentrus centrarchus (flier cichlid), 957 nucleotides long. RefSeq lists its product as uncharacterized. The coding region runs from base 1 to 903 and encodes 300 amino acids. Lineage: Eukaryota; Metazoa; Chordata; Actinopteri; Cichliformes; Cichlidae. The transcript has 5 exons. The record is from RefSeq and is a predicted model, not a curated record.